UCGGCCCGCAGAGAAGCACUUCCUCGGCGCCAGCCAAUGGAAAGGCGGCGGCGCGACGGAGAGGCGGGGCGGCGCGGGCGGCGCAGUCACAUGACGGCGCGCGGCGCUGCGGGGUGUUGCUGCUGGGGGCGGCUCGUGGCAGCGGCGCGACCAUGCCAACAACACAGCAGUCUCCUCAGGAUGAACAGGAAAAACUCCUGGAUGAAGCCAUACAGGCUGUGAAGGUGCAGUCUUUCCAAAUGAAGAGAUGCUUGGACAAAAACAAGCUCAUGGAUGCUUUGAAACAUGCGUCCAACAAGCUUGGUGAGCUGCGGACUUCUAUGUUAUCUCCUAAGAGCUAUUAUGAGCUCUACAUGGCAAUUUCUGAUGAGCUACACUACUUGGAAGUCUACCUGACAGAUGAAUUUGCCAAAGGAAGGAAAGUGGCAGACCUUUAUGAGCUAGUACAGUAUGCUGGAAAUAUUAUUCCAAGACUGUACCUCCUAAUAACAGUAGGUGUUGUAUAUGUCAAGUCAUUUCCGCAGUCCAGGAAAGAUAUUUUGAAAGACCUGGUGGAGAUGUGCCGUGGAGUACAGCAUCCUCUUAGAGGCCUCUUUCUUCGCAACUAUCUUCUGCAGUGUACCAGGAAUAUUUUACCAGAUGAAGGCGAGCAAGCAGAUGAAGAAACCACUGGAGACAUCAGUGAUUCUAUGGACUUCGUGCUGCUGAACUUUGCUGAGAUGAACAAACUUUGGGUGCGAAUGCAACACCAGGGCCAUAGUAGGGACAGAGAGAAGAGAGAGCGGGAAAGGCAGGAACUGAGAAUCCUAGUAGGAACCAACCUUGUUCGCCUCAGUCAGCUGGAAGGUGUUAAUGUGGAACGAUAUAAGCAGAUUGUUCUGCCUGGAAUAUUGGAGCAGGUUGUAAACUGUAGAGAUGCUUUAGCUCAGGAGUACCUCAUGGAGUGUAUCAUACAGGUUUUCCCAGAUGAAUUUCAUCUCCAAACCUUGAACCCAUUUCUCAGAGCUUGUGCUGAGCUGCACCAAAAUGUUAAUGUGAAAAAUAUAAUAAUUGCUUUAAUUGACAGGUUAGCUUUAUUUGCGCAUCGUGAAGAUGGACCUGGUAUCCCAGCAGAUAUCAAACUGUUUGACAUCUUUUCACAGCAGGUUGCUACUGUUAUACAGUCUCGUCAAGACAUGCCCUCAGAGGAUGUGGUAUCUUUGCAAGUUUCUCUCAUUAACUUAGCUAUGAAAUGCUACCCAGACCGUGUUGACUAUGUUGAUAAGGUGUUGGAGACAACUGUAGAAAUAUUCAAUAAACUUAAUCUGGAACAUAUUGCAACAAGCAGUGCUGUUUCAAAGGAGCUGACCAGACUUCUCAAAAUUCCUGUUGAUACUUACAACAAUAUCUUGACAGUUUUGAGACUAAAACAUUUCCACCCCCUUUUUGAGUACUUUGACUACGAGUCCAGGAAGAGCAUGAGUUGUUACGUGCUUAGCAAUGUGUUGGAUUAUAACACAGAAAUUGUGUCCCAAGAACAGGUUGAUGCUAUCAUGAAUUUGGUAUCCACGCUGAUCCAGGAUCAGCCAGAUCAACCUGCUGAAGAUCCUGACCCUGAGGACUUUGCUGAUGAGCAGAGUCUUGUGGGAAGAUUUAUUCAUCUUUUACGUUCAGAUGACCCUGACCAGCAGUAUAAGAUCUUAAACACUGCUCGAAAACACUUUGGUGCAGGUGGGAAUCAACGUAUUCGUUUUACGCUGCCACCAUUGGUUUUUGCAGCAUACCAGCUUGCUUUUCGCUACAAGGAGAACUCCAAAGUGGAUGACAAAUGGGAGAAGAAGUGCCAGAAAAUCUUCUCAUUUGCUCAUCAGACCAUCAGUGCUUUGAUCAAAGCAGAGCUGGCAGAGCUGCCUCUUCGUCUUUUUCUGCAAGGAGCAUUGGCUGCGGGUGAGAUUGGCUUUGAGAAUCAUGAAACUGUGGCCUAUGAAUUCAUGUCCCAGGCCUUCUCUCUGUAUGAAGACGAAAUUAGUGAUUCAAAGGCACAGCUGGCUGCAAUCACAUUGAUAAUUGGGACAUUUGAGAGGAUGAAGUGCUUCAGUGAGGAGAACCAUGAGCCUCUGAGGACUCAGUGUGCAUUGGCAGCCUCUAAGCUCCUUAAGAAACCAGACCAGUGCCGGGCUGUGAGUACUUGUGCCCAUCUGUUCUGGUCUGGCCGAAACACUGACAAGAAUGGAGAGGAGCUUCAUGGAGGAAAGAGAGUGAUGGAGUGCCUGAAGAAGGCUUUAAAGAUAGCAAAUCAGUGCAUGGACCCUUCUCUGCAAGUCCAACUUUUCAUAGAAAUUCUGAAUAGAUACAUCUAUUUUUACGAAAAGGAAAAUGAGGCAGUGACAAUUCAAGUUUUGAAUCAACUCAUACAAAAGAUAAGAGAAGAUCUUCCAAACCUUGAAUCUACUGAAGAAACAGAACAAAUUAACAAACACUUUCACAACACACUGGAGCACUUGCGUCUGAGGAGGGAAUCACCAGAAUCUGAGGGGCCAAUUUAUGAAGGUCUUGUUCUUUAAAGAAGAUACGCACUGUACUUAUUUCUUUUCAUUUACAUACCGUAUGUUUUUUUUAAGAUAGAUUCAUAGAUUGUGCCUUUCAGAAGUGUCAAGUUAACAUUCAUGUGCUCAGUCUGGCACUUGAAACACUUGUGUUAAGUACUCUAACAAAUUUGAAAGGUUGGACCAGCAAGUACAGGUUUCAUCAGUUAGCAUGACUGAAUCUUUCUUUGGAAUCUAUGUGACAUGGUAGGGCUCUUCUGUUUUUGACUUCUCUUGUCUGUUUGCUGUUGCUUCUGUGACACUAGAGUUCUAAACUGGCAGUGACUGUCAUCUGAAACUGUGACUGAUCCUUACAGAGCAUCAGACUUUUGGGAUUAUUGUAUGUCAGGUUCUGCUUGUGCUUUUCUUUUAAUGCAAGUUAAGACUAAGUGUAAUGUUUUUCCCUAAAAACUAGAAUAUAUUAAUGCAUGUUUGGAGAGUUUUAAAAUACCAUGUUCAAAAACAGAAGUUAUAUUUUGCAUAUUAAGGCUCUGUGACAUUCAGUGAGAGCCCGUUCAGUGCACAGGGCGUAUUUAUCAAGAUAAUUUUGUUCCAAAUAGUAUAAAAUAGAGAAAUUGCAAUCUAUAUAGAUAUGUAUAACCUUCAUUACUGUAAAUUUAGGGGAAAAUGCAUUACACAAGUUUAUUCAGUAUCAUGAUUUUUGCACCAGUGAAACAAUAAAAUUGCUAUUAACACCUGU
Molecule: messenger RNA, 3264 nt
Organism: Numida meleagris (helmeted guineafowl)
Lineage: Eukaryota; Metazoa; Chordata; Aves; Galliformes; Numididae
Gene: VPS35
Product: VPS35, retromer complex component
Exons: 17
Coding region: 153-2543 (796 amino acids)
Biological process (GO): retrograde transport, endosome to Golgi; intracellular protein transport
Cellular component (GO): late endosome; retromer complex; retromer, cargo-selective complex
Source: RefSeq, a predicted model, not a curated record